CCCUAUGACUUGGUAGGGAACUUAGUUAACAACCUAGUAGGGAAGUUCUAUUCCAUCUGUUUCCAUGGAGGAAAAGAGUGUGAUUAAGUUCAGCCACUGUCAGAAGGACAUCUUCUGUUUCUUCAUUCCAGAGAAAUGUCCAGAGUGUGGAGUGAGCUUCAGCAGUGGCAGGCUGGAGGAGGCUCCUAUCCGUAUCCCCAACCCUUUUUCUAACGGACAUAAGACCCCAUGCUGCUUCCUGGUCGCACCUGCUGAGGAAAACAACCUCAGGGAGUUCGAUGGCGGCUCAGACCUACACACUGGGAUCACAGACACUAAUGGAGUGGUGUUCAACUACACUAAGCCAGGGGUCCGGCAGGACCAGCGAGGCUGGGAGAUGUGUAUCAGUAUUCCCCUGAUCCAACCAGACAUGUUUAACCUUCUCAACCAGUGGGACCAAUACCUCAACAAGUUCUCAGACGCUGAGAUGUGGGACCCAGCAUACAAAAGGUGUAAAGGUACUGUAAUAAACAUGUUUAUCUUCUGGUCUUGUAGGUUUAAUAAGGAGACGCACAACUGCUACAACUACACUCUGAUGUUUCUAAACCGUGUGCUAGCAACACAGGGGAAAGGCUCUCUGACCAAAGACCAGUUCACUCAGAGCUUUGUCCUGCCCAAGAUCAAGAGAGCCUGUAAAUACACCACAAUGUGCAGGGAGAUAUCACAGAACUACUUCUAUAUAGCGGACAGUCCUGUUAGAGUGAUGGAGGAAGAAAGUGGAGGAGAGAAGGCUUGACUGUUUGAUACAAGACAGAGACUGAGGCAGCCACAGUGCUACACAGAACAUGAGUUAAAAUGACCAUCAUCCCAGAAACCCUGGAUCCAUAGAUGAUGCAAUCUCUAUUGCACUCCA
Messenger RNA from Oncorhynchus tshawytscha (Chinook salmon), 892 nucleotides. Its product is annotated as MKRN2 opposite strand protein. Lineage: Eukaryota; Metazoa; Chordata; Actinopteri; Salmoniformes; Salmonidae. The record is from RefSeq and is a predicted model, not a curated record. The transcript is spliced from 4 exons. Bases 65 to 775 code for a protein of 236 amino acids.